This is a messenger RNA of Fusarium mangiferae, 987 nucleotides long. RefSeq lists its product as uncharacterized. The coding region runs from base 1 to 987 and encodes 328 amino acids. The transcript is spliced from 4 exons. Gene Ontology annotation, molecular function: 3-hydroxyisobutyrate dehydrogenase activity; NAD binding; NADP binding. Gene Ontology annotation, biological process: L-valine catabolic process. NCBI's taxonomy places the organism in Eukaryota, Fungi, Ascomycota, Sordariomycetes, Hypocreales, Nectriaceae. The record is from RefSeq and is a predicted model, not a curated record. Gene Ontology annotation, cellular component: mitochondrion.
AUGGAGGUCAACAUCGGCUUCAUUGGACUGGGAGCUAUUGGGUACCCAAUGGCUGCAGCCAUUCGUCGUGGUCUCUCCAAAUCAUCGUCCAUGCAUAUUCUUGAUGUGCACAAGCCCACAUGCCAAAGCUUUUACGACGAAUUCAUCGUUAUGGGGCCCGUCAAGUGCCAUGAGUCUCCAAAACGCCUAGCAGCCGAGGCUGACAUAGUCAUCUCAAUGGUACCGGGACCUAAAGAGGUUUUGCAGGUGUAUCUGGACCCCGAAGACGGUAUCAUAUCCGCCACAAAGAAUAAAAAUAGGCUUCUCCUGGAGUGCAGCACUAUCGAUGUUACGACGGCAAGAGAUACUGCCCGUCAAAUCAAAGAGGCAGGCCGAGGUAUAUAUGUGGAUGCACCAGUUUCCGGCGGAGUUCCAGCCGCUGAGAAGGCCAAUCUUUCGUUCAUGAUUGGUCAUCCGAAACCAGCUUCUGAUGGUGAUGUAGGCCAUCGCAUCCAUUAUGUUGUAAAUUUGAUGGGUGACUCCCAAAAGUUGUUCUGGUGCGGAACCAUUGGCUCUGGGCUAGCUGCCAAGAUCAGCAAUAAUUACAUCUCGUGUUCGGUCUUGUUAUUGGUUGCAGAAGCCAUGGCCAUCGGUGUAAAAUCCGGAGUCGAUCCGAAGAUGCUGCACCAGAUCAUCCACAAUUCCACAGGACAGACGUUCAUGGGAGACAAUGUUUGCCCUGUACCCGACGUGGUACCACAUGCACCCAGCAGUAACAACUGGAGACUAGGUUUUAAAACGCAGAUGUUCCUGAAGGACCUGUCUUUGGGCAUAGAAGCAGCCAAGAAGCUGGAUCUGGAGCCCGCCAUGGCGAAAGCGGCCUAUGAAGUUUACAAGAAAGCAUCUGAGGACCCUCGAUGCAUCGACCGAGAUGGAUCAUCCGUAUACCUCCAUAUAACCGACACAGAGGAGACGAGUGAGGGGGAGAAAGCCAACACGUCGAGGUGA